Molecule: messenger RNA, 758 nt
Organism: Cannabis sativa
Lineage: Eukaryota; Viridiplantae; Streptophyta; Magnoliopsida; Rosales; Cannabaceae
Product: transcription factor bHLH131
Exons: 2
Coding region: 138-746 (202 amino acids)
Biological process (GO): regulation of DNA-templated transcription
Molecular function (GO): DNA-binding transcription factor activity; protein dimerization activity
Source: RefSeq, a predicted model, not a curated record
AAAAGAAAGCUUCCCCAUAUAUAUAAAACCCCCUGAUAUUUGUUUUCCCCAUUUAUAUACACAUAAACCGAUAUAUCAGAUUAUUACAUUACCAAUUAAUUAAUCUUUGGUAUUAGUAUACAUUUUCUUUCAUUAAAAUGCAAAUGGUUCAAGCUGGUGGGCGUAACACAUCAAGGAGUUAUUCAAAGCAAAUCGUUGCCUUCAAACACAGCGAGGCCGAAAGAAUUAGAAGAAUGCGUAUCAAUAGUCAAUACGCCACUCUUCGUACUAUUCUCCCAAAUUUGAUCAAAAUGGACAAGGCUUCGGUCCUGGCAGAAACGAUAAGGCGAGUGAGGGAGCUGAAGAAGGCAGUGGAGGAAGUGGAUGCUGUUUGUGGUGGCACCGCCGUCCCGAGCGGGGACGAUAGCCUGAGCUUGGAAUACUCUGGAGGAUUAAAAGAAGAAGAAAAAGAUGGUCAAGUGUUUAUAAAAGUGACAUUGAGUGUUGAGGACAGGCCAGGGCUCAUGUUGGAGUUGAUAAAUGCUAUAAGAUCGGCUAAGAGUGGUGGAGAAGUUGGAUUAAUAAGGGUGGUCAAGGCUGAGAUGGUCACAGUUGGUGGCAGGGCCAAGACCCUGCUGUGGCUGCAACCAAUGCCUCCGCUUCCUAGCUCAGGUAGCGGUGGCGGCGAUGGUGAUGGUGAUGGUGAAGGAGUGUUGGUGUUGCUUAGGAGGAGUUUGAGGCUAGUUCUUGCCAAAAAGUUGAAGUGAAAAAUUAAUAUG